Poecilia reticulata (guppy) is the source of this 956-nucleotide messenger RNA. RefSeq names its product heat shock protein, alpha-crystallin-related, 9 (gene hspb9). Gene Ontology annotation, cellular component: cytoplasm; nucleus. Lineage: Eukaryota; Metazoa; Chordata; Actinopteri; Cyprinodontiformes; Poeciliidae. Gene Ontology annotation, biological process: protein refolding; response to heat; negative regulation of apoptotic process. The record is from RefSeq and is a predicted model, not a curated record.
CAGAUUUACACCAAGACAGCUGAGGAGUCUGAAAAACCUACUUGAAGCAAACAGAAGCUGACAUUCUUUCUUUCUUGAAACCUGGAAUCAGGAUCUGUUUAGCCAAGCAGUGAUGAUGUCCCAGUACAUGGCUUUGAGCAACCUCCUGACUGAGGAGGAUCCCCUCCUCAGUCAGGAGGGAAUCCUCUGGCCGUUGCGUCAUGAAGCUCUGUCCUCCCUGCAGCAGAACUUCUUCAGUCGGAGAGCCGGCCUGGCUGAGAGCCUCCUCAGGGAGCUCCAUGCUGGACCACAGCUGCUCAAACUGGCCCAGUUUCCUGUCAUUUCCUCCACACUGAAAAGACUGAGUGAAGACAGAGAGCAGCAGACAGAGGCAGUCAGCACAGAGCUGCACCGAGACGCACAGCAGACCAGCGACAAUGGUGACCUUCUGGUGACCCUAGACGCCCGGGGUUAUGCUCCCGGGGACAUCACCGUCAAACUGGAAGGCCGAAGUCUGGCAGUAGUGGCCAUGAAGCAGGCCGGAGCAGAGGAGAGCCAGUCCUGCUCCUCCUCUUCCUCCUCGGCCUCCUUCUCCUCCUCGGCUUCAUCCCACGUGGGAUUCAUGCAGAGAAUAGAUCUACCCGCUCACCUGGACCUGUCAGGUCUCUCCUGCUCUCUAAUGGACGAUGGGCAGCUUCGGAUCCACGCCCCUGUGGCCCGGCAGCCAAUCAGCGAGGAGCAGCAGGUGCCCAUCCGCUACAGGACGUCGCUGGAAUUUCCCAUUAAAAAUGACGACACAGAGCAGGAACAUAAAAACUGAAGCCACAGACACAAAGUGGAACACGUUUCUAAUAACUUCCACAAAAAGACUAAUCUACAAGUCAAGUUUAAAUUGAUAUCUUGAAAGCUUAUUUUAAAUAUAUUUUGUAAUAUUUUGAAAGUGUAAAAAUUUUAAUAAAUGAUGAAGAUCAAAUGUG